Nematocida parisii ERTm1 is the source of this 1007-nucleotide messenger RNA. RefSeq lists its product as uncharacterized. The transcript has a single exon. The record is from RefSeq and is a predicted model, not a curated record. The coding region runs from base 1 to 333 and encodes 110 amino acids. Lineage: Eukaryota; Fungi; Microsporidia.
AUGAACAGUGCAUGCCUGCAUAAUUUAAAAGAACGAAUCAAGUAUUUUUUUAUGCUAGGAAGAAUUUGGAGUUGGUUUGGUAGAAACAGCACAGAGCAGGAAGACUUAAGAAUGUUCUUUGAAGAAACAACAGGAAUGUGUUUUCAAGAGUGUGUGAUUUUAUCUAAAUCCCGUCUCCUGGGGAAAACAAAGAAUGAGUUAACAGAAAGAGAAAAGGAGUGUAUAAAGAAGUGCACUGAAAGAAAACUUAAAUUGUUUUUAGAGGUAGAGAAGGCAAUUCUUAAAAAAGUACAGCCAGUUUCUAACCAAACACAGGAAGCACACUCUGUUUAGGGUUAUUUACAGUUCUGCUGAGUAUCCCUUAUACUCGAAAUAACAAAACAGAGCAGGGCAGUAUCUCCGAAAAGAUAAAUACUUUCCUCGUAGCCAGCAGAUGAUUAAGCUAAAAUUGAUUUAUUGACUUUAUCGGAGCAUCUUGUUCCCUAAAGAUGUACCCAUUAUUGUGCAACAUAUAUCAUUUAAUUUAGAGUUUCCUCCAGAAUAUCCGUUCAUAAAAAUACUUCCAAUCUUGGUGUAGCAGUCAUUUCCCCAUGAAGAUCCAUUUAGUCCAGUCAUUCCAGCGAGUGGCUGCUGUUUAUCUGGCAUUCCAAUGGAGUUGCAAACUAGCUGGAUUCCGCUCAUGGGUUGUUGCUGUUGUGGGGGAGACAUGCCGCCCAUAAAACCUAUGUCUAGCAUUCCAUUUGACUGGUUCAUUGGUGGUGGGCAUAAACUGGUUCCCAUAUUAUUUCCCAUAGAACCUCCAGAUGUCACGUGACAGUUUAUAUUAAUGCCACCAUCCAUUCCAUUACCGAGUCCAUUUCCCAUCCCAUUGCCAAUUGAUAAAUCUGGCAGCAUUGAUCCACCGGUAUUCGCACAUGGGUUUAUAGAUGACAUUGGCAUGCAUAAUGGGGAGAACAUGGCUUUAAUUCCUGAUAUUAUUAAAAGACUCAAAUAAAUUUUUCUAGUAG